UGGAUGCUUAUAUCUCUCAUCUGUAUCAAAUCCAUCCAUGAGUUCUGUAACAAAAAUAGAAAAACAACUAGAAGAAUCUCAAAAUUGUUGGCACAAAGUAACUAAAGAUACUUCCAUGGAAGACACGAACCUACCUAAACCUUCUCCUCCUACACCACAAACAAACAAAAAAAAACACCAAAAAGAAAAAUCGUAAACAAGCUCAUAGCAAUUGUCCCCUUUUACCCAAAUACUGAAGUCCGAGAAGUGGGGAAUCACCAAACACGGUUGCUUGUUUGUUUUCUGUAGAAGGCCAUGGCGAUUGACCCCUUUCACCCAAAACCCAUGAUCCAUCGUUAAUGGCCUGUAAAAGACCUUGACCCACUAACCCCAAUUGGAAUUCCUCCUAGGACACCCAAAAACGCCAAAACCAGGAACAGGAGGAGCAACCCAGAACCCACCCACCAACCUACCUGCAGAGACCGCCGACCGCCGCAGCACGCGCUCUCCGCCGCCAUGUACAGGGACGUGUCCAACUGCAACACCUACAACUACGGCGACGCUCUCUACUGGGACGCGCGGUACGUCCAGGACGGCGGCCCCUUUGACUGGUACCAGCGGUACGCCGCUCUUCGCCCCUUCAUUCGCAAGUAUGUGCCUGCUACUUCUCGCGUCCUCGUCGUUGGGUGCGGCAAUGCUGUUAUGUCAGAGGACAUGGUGAAGGAUGGGUAUGAAGAUAUAAUGAACAUUGACAUUUCUUCUGUGGUCAUUGACAUGAUGAAAAGGAAGUAUGAGCACAUUCCUCAGCUGAAAUACAUGCAAAUGGAUGUCACCGACAUGAGCUUCUUCCCCAAUGAAACCUUUGGUAGUAUCAUAGAUAAAGGAACGCUUGAUUCAUUGAUGUGUGGUACGGAUGCUCCAAUUAGUGCACCUCGAAUGCUGGGGGAAGUGAGCAGGCUUCUUAAACCUGGAGGGAUAUUUAUGUUGAUAACGUAUGGUGAUCCCACAGUAAGAAUGCCUCAUUUGAGCCGACCUAUGUACAAUUGGAAAAUAUUAUUGUACAUUAUACCUCGACCGGGAUUUCAAAGGCCUGCAGGUUCUACUUCAUCGAUAAAAUCUUACUUAGAGCCCAUUCCUACCACCGAGAAGGGGCUACUUCCUCCUGGUUUUGUUUUGGAAGAUCCAGAUUCCCACUUUAUAUAUGUUUGUAGAAAGAUGGACGGAAUGACCGAGCUAAGCAGCCCAAUCGCCUACCCAUUGUCAGCAGCAGAUAUUUUAUAGAAAUGACAUACAAAACGAGUCGACGAAGGCCGAACUUCUCCUUAAUCCCCUUACUCAUUGAUGUGAUUACUGUCACUUGUACAACCCCAACUAGCCAUUAGGUGUCCACGGAGUUUCAUUGUAUUGUUUUGGCAUGCAUUGAUAGCUUUUGGACGUGAGAAGAAUUUUCAUACCAUUAGCAUUCAGAAUGAUCCAAGCUGUGGAAAAACAAAUACCAAAUUGUGUUCUGUAAAAUAAAGACGUGUUCAUUGAUUCCUAGAGUAUACUAUUAAAUGAAUUACAUGCCUUUAUCCUUCCCAA
Molecule: messenger RNA, 1560 nt
Organism: Malania oleifera
Lineage: Eukaryota; Viridiplantae; Streptophyta; Magnoliopsida; Santalales; Ximeniaceae
Exons: 8
Coding region: 496-1260 (254 amino acids)
Molecular function (GO): S-adenosylmethionine-dependent methyltransferase activity
Source: RefSeq, a predicted model, not a curated record